Molecule: messenger RNA, 2155 nt
Organism: Magnolia sinica
Lineage: Eukaryota; Viridiplantae; Streptophyta; Magnoliopsida; Magnoliales; Magnoliaceae
Product: U-box domain-containing protein 4
Exons: 3
Coding region: 545-1948 (467 amino acids)
Molecular function (GO): protein binding
Source: RefSeq, a predicted model, not a curated record
UCUCUCUCUCUCCAUAUCUGUUCGAGUAUUUUUGGCCGUUGGAUUACAGAUCUUGAACUGUACGGAGACCCUAGAAGAAGCCCUGCCAAUGUAGGGUUUUCUUUGAGGCGAGAGUCGAUAGCAGCGUUCGAUCUGAUUGAUUUUUUUCUGUCGAAAUCGGUGUUUUCUAGGGUUUUUUCUUUGGCAUUUGAAGUGCUUGAAGUCUUCCGAGGUUAGAGUUUCCAUUCCACGACGAUCGAACCGCGUGGUGUUUGGAAGCCCUUGGAAAUUUCGGUUAUUCGAGAAUUCACUGAAGAAAAUCCGCAUUUGAUGCCGGUUAGCUGAGUUUCUCAGUGUUUUUAGUGAAAUCGAGUGGAUUUUCCUACCAAGAUCGACGUUUUCGAGCUGUUGAGAUGCUGAAGAAGCUUGAUUUCUGUCAAGUAAUGUGCUGAGUUCGUUGGCUAGAUAAUUGAUAUGCUGGCCUUGUUUUAAAUUCCAACAACAGAAUCUCGAUCUUUUGAUUGCAAUUUGAGCCAUUGAUCGAGGGCAUUCUAAAUCUUCUUUGAUGGAUCCAUCCUAUCAGAGGGGACCUUAUACAGGCCUGGAUUGGGUGCAAGCCACCCAUCUGUAUGAAAGAGUAAUUGCUUCCGAGAAUGAGGCUUUGCAAAUACGAGCAACGGUUGAGCUUGGAUGGCUAUCAGAAGACGUGCCUGAGUCCAUUUUAGCGCAGAUGGUGCCAAUUCUCGUUGAGCUUCUGGGUAGACCUUUGGGUGAUCACCAGCCAUCGAUCCAAGAAGCCGCUGCAUACUGCCUGAACUGCUUUACUCGUCGAGGCGAUGGCGCAUUGUGCAUGCAUGUUGGACAGUCAGGUGCCAUACCAUCCAUUCUGGGGCUUUUGCCACAGUCGGCUGGUCGGUUUCAGAGAAUUUUGGCAAAAUGUCUUAGGAAUAUAGUCAGUUGUGAUAGUCUUAGUCGGGUAAUUCUGGCUAGAAAUGGUGGUUUGGAAGUUAUUCUUGAUGUGAUUGCUUCAUGUAGUGAUGAUACAAGGCCGUAUUUGUUAGAGAUUUUAAGCGCGUUGGUGAUGGUGAGAGAGGUUAGGCGGGUUCUUGUCAAUUUAGACGGCCUCUCUCUGCUCAUCGAAUCUGCAGGAAAUGGUAAAAUGGUGUCUAGAACCAGAGCCGCUCAUGCAAUUGGGUUGCUUGGGGUGACAAGAAGACUGCGGCAGAAGCUUGUUGACUUGGGUGUGAUCCCGGUGCUCGUGGGGCUGCUGCAAGAUGGAGAUAUGCUAGCAAAGCUAACGGCUGGCAAUGCUCUUGGUAUAAUCUCAUCGCACGUUGAUUACCUUAGGCCAGUUGCUCGGGCCGGGGCAAUUCCUUUGUUUGCGGAACUACUUGAAGGCCCUGACCCCCUCGGUAAAGAGAUUGCAGAAGAUGUGUUUUGUAUCUUGGCUGUUGCAGAGGAGAAUGCAGUAUUGAUCGCAGGACACUUGGUGAGAGUUCUUCAAGGAGGCAAUGACGAAGCAAAGGCUGCGGCAGCAGAUGUUCUCUGGGAUCUGUCAGGUUACAAGCACUCUGUAUCUGUAGUACGGGAGUCUGGUGCCAUCCCACUUCUGAUUGGACUUUUGAGUUGCGGGAACAAUGAUGUUAGAGAGAAGGCAGCCGGGGCUGUUACCCAGUUGAGCUACAAUGAAGCUGAUAGAGAAGAUCUGGUCAAUGCAGGUGCUGUCCCUAUCCUCCUUAGGUUGUUGCAUGAUGAAUCUGAGGAGGUGAAGGAUAACGCAGCAGAAGCUCUGAUCAAUUUCUCGGAGGAUCCAUCGUUGAGUGACAGAAUAUCCGAGGUGUUUGAUAUUCCCGCUUUCCAGAAUAUAUUGGAUAGACUCGCUCGGAUUCGUGCAUCUGAUGAGCAUAUGGUUAGAUCUUUGGACCGGAUGAACGUUGAACAGUUCACGGAAGACCCAGAACUUGCAUGAUUAUUACCUGGGUAUGCUUUCUGAUUAUUGUAAAUGGUAUAUGUAUUUACCUCAUAGCUUGUUUGUUUGAGUUGGUUAUUAUGAGAAUACCAAACAAUAAGAUGCUGCCUUUGCAUUUUACAAUUUUGCUAUCUUGUUUCCGUAAUGCUAGUUUGGCUAUCUGUAAUGGGUAACAUACAUGGAAACCCUGUGUUUCUUUUCUGUGUA